AUGGCUCUCAAGUUUAGUGCAAGAUCGGGAGAGCGUCCCCUAAAUAGAAAAACUGGUCCCAGCCGCGGAAAUAGCAGGGAUGCUGAGAUAUCUUCGACACCGCAACAAGCAAAUCGGAAGAGCUUCGUGUACGAAGAAAUCCUACGACGGGAAUUUGCACAAUGUUUCGGCCUUGACUACAAGUUCAAGCCCGAUAGAUUGCUGGAGAACAUCUUGGACAAUCUUAAGAGCCUCGGAUCAGUUGGAGUGGUUGCCCGUCCAUCGACGUUACCCGCGUUCCUCUCUGAGUCAUGUGAGGUGGACCUGUCAAAGACACCUCUGAAGGGAAUUUGCUACGUGGACGGUAAAAGCUCCAAUGACAACAAGUAUUGCUGCUUCACAGGGGCGUGCUUCAUCUCAGGCGGCCGCUUCAUUCUCGCCGACUGGAACAACUGUUGCCUUAAGAUGUUCACCAGCAUGGGGAAACUGAUUAACCGCUUAGACCUUAAGAAUCAUCCCUGGGACGUCGUCGCUUCAAGGGAUCUUGACAGAGUUGUCUUAACGGUUCCAGGAGUGCCGAGGGUUUUCAUCGCCCGCUACGACGCAGUGUGUAUGGAGUUAGAGAGUUCAUUCGACGUGGAGUCCGAAGUAUGGGGCGUGACAACGCUGGGGAACAAACUCGCCAUUUCCUGCAACCCCUGGACCAAGACGCCGCCAAUGGUGAAGGUAUUCACGUUCGCCGGAGCGCCUCUGUCCCACUUCCGAUAUGAUAGGUUCGGAAGCCCUCUCUUCAGAUUCCCAGAAUACUUGACAACAGACAGUACCCAGCAGACGCUAUACGUCUCUGACGCCAAGAGCGAUGCUGUCGUAGCUCUGUCAGUCGCGAAUGGGGAAGUUUUAUUCACAUACACAAACAAGGCGCUGGUGUCACCUGCAGGCGUGGCGGUCGACAACCAGGGCCACAUGUACGUGUGUGGCCGCGGCUCAAGCAGUGUCCACCAAGUCUCCAAGGAAGGGGAGCUCAUCCGUAUCCUGCUAGGACACAAGAUUGUCCAGUGCCCUCGGGCUAUAUGCUUCGAGCCCGGGGGCUCAAGUAUGAUCGUUACAGGCGUUGGCUCUGAGGGGGAGGACUGUAAUACUUUCAUUUACACCAAACUCGCCUGA
Molecule: messenger RNA, 1143 nt
Organism: Mya arenaria
Lineage: Eukaryota; Metazoa; Mollusca; Bivalvia; Myida; Myidae
Exons: 2
Coding region: 1-1143 (380 amino acids)
Biological process (GO): protein polyubiquitination; negative regulation of translation; proteasome-mediated ubiquitin-dependent protein catabolic process
Molecular function (GO): ubiquitin protein ligase activity; translation repressor activity
Source: RefSeq, a predicted model, not a curated record